Messenger RNA from Argiope bruennichi, 11889 nucleotides. RefSeq names its product protocadherin Fat 4-like. Gene Ontology annotation, cellular component: catenin complex; plasma membrane. The record is from RefSeq and is a predicted model, not a curated record. Gene Ontology annotation, molecular function: calcium ion binding; cadherin binding. Gene Ontology annotation, biological process: homophilic cell-cell adhesion. The transcript is spliced from 66 exons. NCBI's taxonomy places the organism in Eukaryota, Metazoa, Arthropoda, Arachnida, Araneae, Araneidae. The coding region runs from base 373 to 10494 and encodes 3373 amino acids.
CCAACUGGUUCACCGGUAGCUGCGAACUGUGCGGCUACUGUUAAAUUUAUACAGUGUUUAUCAAAAUCCAACCUCAUAAAUUCUGGUGGUGUUGCACCAAACUUACCUGGAUUAUAUUACGAAAUUGAAGGAUUUAUUUUGGUUGUGUGCAUUCUGCAUUACAAUGUCUUGAUUACUCGAAAUUCAACUAUUUUCAAGGAGAACAUUUUCACAUUCUUCUAUAUUUUUUUAUACGAAGUGAAGCUUACAAGACAUCAGUGAUGGUCGUUCUUUGGUGAUUCAGUUCGUGAACAUAUUAGUGCUUAGUGCGUUAGAACUGGAUUAUCUAGAAAUUAAUUGGUGUGCAAAGUGUGUACAUAAACUUUUUUCACAAUGAAGUGCCAGAUACAACUAGUCCAAAUAGCUAUUUUAGUGACUUUAGGAUAUUUCUUACAUUCUGUCUCUGGACAAGCAUGUUUGUUCUAUCCUUUGGGAGAGAAUAGGAGGUUUGAAAGAGUAGAAGAAAAUAUUGCCGUUGGCAGUGAAGUCUUCAGGGUUCAAGUCUAUCCUAGGCAUGAGUUCAAACUUGAGCCAGUCGACAACAGUCUGAGCGACAUCAAUUUCUUCAGGGUGGAAGGAAUCGACAACACAACCGUUUCUAUUAAAGUCGCCAAAUCCCUGGAAGAUCUUGUUGACAGACGAGAUCCACAAACUGUGCUCAAGUUUAAACUCACAUGUAAAGGAGGAAUUGGAACGGAUGAGGCAUUCCUGCCAGUCACAGUGUAUAUUCAAGAUAUCAACGAUCAUGCACCCGAAUUCCAAAACACGCCUUAUUACUUGGAAGUUGAUGAGCUUACACCUGUGGGCCUUACUGUAUUCCGUGGUCUUCACGCAAUAGAUAAAGAUAAGCCUAACACGCCUAACUCUGAUGUAACCUAUUCUAUUGUGGGUGGGAAUGAAAACAAUUCCUUUGCUUUGUCCGAUCCUAUUGAAGGAAUCCUUGUAGUCAACAAACCUCUAGAUUAUGACUAUGGAUCAAGGGAGUUCAAGCUUCUCAUACAGGCAUCUGAUCAUGGCAGCCCGGAAAGCAAAAGUUCGGUGACUACAAUGACCAUUCGACUAAAAGAUUCAGAUGACCAAAAUCCUGUAUUUACGAAAGAGGUGUACAAAACCCAUGUUUUAGAAGCUGCUGCCAUUACUGGUGCAAGAAUUAGAGUGAAGCUUUCUCUGGAUCCACCCAUUCAUGCUUAUGAUCAAGACGUUGGUGUUAACGCUCCAUUACGGUACUCCAUCAUUCAAGGUAAUGAAAAGGGUCUUUUCGAAAUGCAUGACCAAAUGGCUGACCUAUAUCUCGUCAAAGAAAUUGACAGAGAAGCUUUGAAAAGUCCAAUUUUAACUCUUCACAUUCAAGCAACACAAACAGACAACAGUUUGAGAACCGCAACAGCCAAAGUAGACGUCCAGGUUCUUGAUGUGAAUGACAAUGUUCCAGAAUUCGAAUAUGAAUUGUAUAACAUCACUGUUAUGGAAAAUCUGCCCCCUGGCUUUACUGUCGUCCAAGUCUCAGCCUUCGAUGAAGAUUCCGGAGAUAAUGCGGAAUUCCGGUACGAAUUAGAAGACGAAUCUGGAGCAUUCUCCAUCGACCCGACGGGUGGUUCCAUCAGCGUCAAAGAUCCCAGCAAGCUGGACAGAGAAACAAAGGACGUCAUACGCAUGAGAGUGUUUGCUAAAGAAAAGAAACCCAAUGUCAAUCCCAACGCCAAGCCCACACCAGCUGUUGUUGAAGUUCAUCUCCUCGAUGCUAAUGAUAACAAUCCACAGUUCAUACCAAGCAGUGUCUAUGUGUUUAGUGCUACUGAAGUGGAUGAACCCGGUUCUGUAGUCGGACAAGUAAUCGCUCUGGAUCCUGACUUGGAUGUUAACGGCGUCGUUCGAUAUCGCAGACAGAAUGACAGUUUAAGCCAGACUGUUCCUUUUGAUGUCCAUCCUGAAAACGGAUCCAUCUACAUUUUGGAAUCGUUCAGAGCUAUUCGGGAAAAACCUGCACGCUACACUUUCUUCGUUCAGGCUUCAGAUCUUGCCAGAAUUGAAUCGGAGCGCAGAUCCUCUGUAGCUGUUGUCAAUGUGAACAUCAAGGAUAUAAACAAUAACGCCCCAGAAUUUAUCGGUGCACCGUAUGAAGCAUUUAUUGGAGAAUCGUUACCUCCUGGUGCACUUGUUUAUCAGUUGCAGGCCAAAGAUCCUGAUGCGGAUACUGUUCUUGAAUUCUCGAUUGUGGCUGGAAAUGACGAAGGAAAUUUCAUCGUGAAUCCAUCAACGGGCCAGGUACUUACCGCUGCUGUUAUGGACUACGAAAAGAAGCAAAGUUAUGAUUUACUGGUACAAGUGUCAGAUGGUAUUAACACUGCUGUAUCUCCCAUGACGGUGAACGUAGUCGAUAUCAACGAUCAGCAACCUGUUUUCACCCACAGCUAUUACAAUUUCUCAAUUGUCGAAGAAAUGCAAGAAAAUGUAACUGUGGGAUCCAUUUUGGCUCUUGAUGGCGAUUCCGGUCGAAAUGCCAUUGUCCGCUACAAAAUCCUUGGCGAGCAAGCCCAAGAGGCUUUCGAAAUCGACGAAGCUGGCAACAUUUUGAGUAGAAGAAGGCUCGAUCGUGAAAAAGAAGCUAUGAUUGAUUUCCUCGUCGUUGCUUUUGAUGCCGGUACACCUCAACUCAGUGGUACAGCAACGGUUGGAGUUCGAGUCGAAGAUAUUAACGAUAGUCCACCAUAUUUCGAUUCUGAUACUUAUGUUGUCAGUGUUCCGGAAGAAGAAACUCCACCAUACACAGUUCACAAGAUGCAUGCCAAAGAUGACGAUACGGGUGAAAAUGCUGUCCUCAAGUACCUAAUCGUUGGUGGAAACGAAGAUAAGAUGUUUCAAAUUGAUGAAGAUACUGGCGUGGUGACGACUGCAGAUAAGCUCAACUAUGAAAGGCAAUCAGAAUAUGUUUUGCAUGUCGCCGCAAGGAACGUUAAGCCCUUCCAAGGACCGCAAGCAUCAGCGUUGGCUAACCCAUUUGUCAAACUAGUCAUUAAAGUCAUGGAUGUCAACGACGAGUUAGUGGUCUUUGAUCGCCAGUCCUACCAAUUUAGAAUCCCCGAAAAUUUGCCUCGAAGUGAGCGAAUCGGUUUCCUGAACGCUACGAAUCUCCAUAGAACACCAAAAGACCAGUCCAUCAUCUACUGGAUUGGCGACGGAAACUCACAGGAAAGAUUCUGGAUCAACCCUCGAUCCGGAGAGCUCGUGUUGACAGAAACUGUUGAUCGUGAUCCACCAAACAAUCAACAAGUGUUCCAACUCAGGAUUUUUGCAAGGGAUCAACUCUCCAGCAACACUUUCAAUACCAGCGUCCCUGUUGUCAUAGUUAUUGACGACGUGAACGACAACACGCCAACAUUUGAUGAAGAACGAUAUGCUUUGGAAUUGCCUGAAAACUUACCACUUGGUACUACUCUUCCACCAUUUUUCCGAGCCAAGGACAUUGAUGCAGGACCUAAUGGAAAAAUCGAACGUUACUACACAAACGGAUCUGACGAUGUGUUCCUUGUGAACAAUGCUACAGGCGCCAUUACCUUGGUAUCUAAUUUGGACUAUGAAGCUAAUGAUCAGCACGAGUUCACGGUCUUCGCCGUGGAUGGAGGCCGUCCAGCCAGAAUAGGUUCAGCGAAUGUGGUAAUUAAGGUUCAGAACAUCAACGAGUUCGCCCCUGACUUUGUUGGCCUUCCAUACGAUUUCCGAGCAGAGGAAAAUGCAGCCCGAGGAACAAAAAUUGGUCACGUGAAAGCCUAUGAUGGAGAUGGCGAUAAAAUCAAAUACAGUCUAUCUGGGGGAGAUACUGGCUUUUUCAUGAUCGACGAGGACACCGGUGUGGUUUACGUGAAGAAGGACUUGGAUGCUCGGACGAGGUUCUCUUUUAUUGCUAGAGCCACAGAUGAUGGAGUGCCACAGAAUAAUAGCAUCGGUGUCCAAGUGAAUGUUUGGGUUAGAGAAAGGAACGACCAUCCUCCUGUAUUUACCAAACUGUCGUACCAUGGGACAGUGACUGAGAAGCAAGUGACAGAAAAGCCUGUUGUUAAGGUCACAGCCAUUGAUCGCGAUCUUCAAAAUAACACAGUGACCUACAGCAUAAAGAGCGGAAACGAGCAAGGUAUUUUUGAGCUCGACCCCUCAUCCGGUGAAAUCUUUGUAAAACCUUCUGAAGCCCAAAGAGUAGACUAUGACCAAACAAAAUCCUACAGCCUACUCAUCGAAGCCAUAGAUUCUCAUACUACAUCACUCUACGGAUUGGCUAUGGUCACCAUCGAUGUUAUUGAUACCAAUGAUCAUCCACCAGUGUUCUCCCAAAUGUCAUAUUCAGCCUCUCUUGCAGAAAACCUACCUGCCGGUCACUGUUUCCUACAGAUCCAUGCUAAAAGUGGAGAUUCUGUGGACACUUUGUCAUAUGCUGUUGACCGUAAUACUAUUCCAUUCACUGUCAACCCCAAAACUGGAGAUGUGUGCACAAAACAAGUAUUGGAUAGGGAAGAGAAAGACACUUACGAAUUUGUCGUUAUCGCAUUGGAUGGAAGGUACGAGACGAAAUCUCCUGUUGUCAUUCGAAUCUUGGAUCAAAAUGACAAUCCACCAAAAUUUGAACGUGAACGAUAUUACGUCAGCAUUCCUCCACAUUCGCAAGCUGGGCGCACAAUCAUACAGGUCUUGGCUACAGAUCCUGACACUGGCAGCAACGGCGAAGUGACUUACUGGAUCAAAAAUUCUCAUGGACACUUCGAAAUUGAUUCUCAAACUGGUCAUAUUCGAUUGUCUUCUGUUCUCCCCACUCCAAUGCAGAAGAACAUGACAUACGAAAUGGAAAUUUUCGCUAGAGAUCACGGCACAGCAUCGAACAUUGGGAAAGCCACCCUUGUCGUGAGAGUGUCCAGCACCAGAAAUCACCCUCCUAAAUUCGAGAAGUUUGGUUAUAGAGUUGCUGUAGAUGAAAAUGCCGCAAAUGUAGAUUUGUUAACAGUACAUGCUUAUGAUCCAGACAGUGGGCCAGCUGGAAGACUGAGAUACAGAAUCGUACGAUCGACUAGAAGAGAAGCUUUCAGAAUUGACGGAACUAGUGGAAGAAUUACUCUUGUGACACCUUUGGACUAUGAGAAGACCAAAUACCUGGAGCUACUAAUCGAAGCUCGAGAUGAAUCUAAAGAACCCCAGUUUGCAACUACUGUUGUGCAGGUCUCCAUUAAUGAUUUGAAUGACAACGCUCCCGAAUUCUUGGCGCUACCUCAUCUUCUCAGAGUCCCACUGUCCACUUCCCUGUCCGAAGUUGUGUACACAGUGAAGGCCAUCGAUGCCGACAGUACAGCUGGCGGAAAUAAUCUCAUUACUUACGAACUCCAACCACCCAGCAGCCAAUUUUCCAUCAACAAGAAAACUGGACAGAUAACUCCCAGCACACCCCUCAGCCCAAGUACGGAAACUUUGAGGAUCAAGGCAACGGAUGGAGCCAAUAUUCCUUUGUCCAGCACUGUGGAUCUUUUGGUCGAAGUUUACAAAGAUACCAUUGAUGACCCAACGCCUGUCUUUACAUCUGUUCAGUACUCGGUGAAUGCUGACGGUGUUCUAGAAGCCGGUACUACUGUCCUGGACGUACGCGCAACAGUUCCUAACGGUAGUCCUGUUUAUUAUAACAUCACCGGCCCUGAGGAUACUCUCAUUCGAGGAUUCAACAUUGACAGGGAAACAGGUCGCAUCACCACUACGACUCGACUAUCUGCGGAACAAGAAACUUUGUAUCAUUUCCUUGUGGCAGCCUCUAACAGAAAUGACGCAUCCAAAGGAGUCGAAGCUGGGGUUGUCGUACAGCUCAGUGAUGCCAGCAUCCGUUGUCCAAAGUUCCCAUUUUCUGAAUAUUUCACUGCUAUACGUGAAAAUGCACCUCCAGAUUCAGUUGUGCUUCCCUACCUGCAAGUCGAAGAUGCUCACAUAUUUGAUAGAUUAUCUUACCAAAUUACGGAGGACAACUCGAACGACAAUUUCUUCAUUGAUACUCUCGCAUUUAAUGUUUCUGCCAAAAUCAAGAAACCCUUGGAUCGAGAUACCAUGCCUAUGACUCUCCAAGGAAUGUACACAUUAACUGUGACAGCCAGCAACCAGAGAUGUUCUGGAAACACCAGAUUGAAUAUUUUCGUUGAAGACGUCAAUGACAACAGUCCAGUGUUUGAAAAGAAAGAUUUCCUGGUUGAAGUGAAAGAAAAUGCUCCUCCUGGUCAUGUUGUUGUGCAUUUGACUGCUAUGGACAAAGAUGAACUGGAUAUGAACAAAUUGAGAUAUUUUAUCAUUGAUGGCAACAGCGAACAACAAUUCCAAAUCGAAGAAAGCACAGGAGUGUUAUCUGUGCGGUCAUCUCCAGACAGGGAAGAAACGCCUGUUUUCUCUCUAAGAGUUCUUGCUUUAGAUUCUGCCAAUAACACAGGUUUUGCCAACAUUCAUGUUACGAUAUUGGAUGAAAACGACUGGACUCCUACUUUUAUGAAUGAAACCUUCCUACUGAAUGUGACUGAAGGUUCUAGCAGUUUAGGAGCCAGUAUUCGUUUACCAGUUGUUGACUAUGAUGAAGGACCCAAUCGACAGAUGGAGCUCCUAAUCUUGGAAGGAAAUAUUGACAACCAUUUCCGAUUAUCCGUUGACGACAGAGGACCUCUGUUAACAGUAGUUAAAGAAUUAGAUCGCGAAGAAUAUGGUGUACCUGAUUCAGCUUUGCAUGUAGUCGUUGUUGGAGCCAAAGACAUGGGUGUACCACCUCGUACUGGAACUGCAACGGUUGCUGUUGUAAUCCAAGACAUAAAUGACAGUCCUCCUGAAUUCGCCAAGGAUGUUUACUACGAAUUUGUGUCUGAGAGUGAACCAGUGGGCAGUGUAGUGACCACACUGACUGCAAAGGAUGAAGAUGCAGAGUACAAUACCAACAUGAAAUAUGCUUUUGGCUCUCGCACUAGAAACGUCCCCUUUUUCAUUGACCCUUUUACUGGAGCCGUCAAUAUCUCAAGAACAUUGGACGUUUCUGAAAAUCGAGAAUACAGUAUUAUUGUAGAGGCUUCUGAUGGAUUAUGGAAAGCUGCGACUACUUUGAAGCUGUUUAUAAGGGAGGCAGCUGAAAGAGAUCCUCUUUUCGAUCAGCAACACUUCCGUUUUGCAGUGGCCGAGAACAUAGCAGGCGCAUAUGUUGGGCAGGUGGAACUUAAGGAACGUAUGUACCGAAGCAACAGCAUGAUGCAGUACAACAUUGUUAAUAAUGACGUCAAAGAACUCUUCAACAUUACAAAAGAAGGCAAGAUAUUCACAAAAGUGGGACUCGAUCGUGAAAAGAGAAGUCAGCAUACCUUCACUGUUAUGCUUGAGGAACGCAAACCUUCGACUAAAGUGACUGUCUGUGAAGUAACUGUGGAAGUAAUGGACGUAAAUGAUGAAAUCCCGACAUUCCAACACACUUACUCGGGAACCAUAAACGAAAAUGCCCCCUCUGGCACUCCAGUCACUGUGGAGCCUCCAAUCUCGGCAAUCGAUAAUGACAGCGGCAACAAUUCCGUUGUGAGAUAUUCCUUGAGUGGAGCUGGCAGUGAAUUGUUCAAGAUCCUCGAAAGUGGACAGGUCAUCUUCAACUCGCCAGAUCCCAUCCUCACCCUAGACAGAGAACGCAAAGAAAGAUAUGAUUUACAGGUGACAGCAACAGACAUGGGCAACCUCAGUUCUUCCACUUACCUGACCAUCAACAUAGCCGACGAGAAUGACAACGCACCUGUCUUCCAGCACGGACCUUUGAGAGUGAUGCUUCCAGAAACGGCCAGACCUGGAUCGAAAAUUGCUGAAGUGAACGCAUUGGAUGCCGAUGCCAAGGGACCCAAUUCCAAAGUGGAGUAUAUUAUAACUGCUGGUGAUAAAGGAGAUGUAAGAAUUGAUAGAGCAACAGGCGAAAUAUACGUCGUGUCCACUCUGAGACCUGGCACUGUGUAUCUUCUGAAUGUGUCUGCUGCCGAUGGCAAAGGCCUUGCUGCCUCAACAGUAGUCAACAUCACUGUCGUGGACGUCAAUGACCAUAAGCCUACCUUUUCAAGGUAUGAGUACACUUUCAAGGUGAAAGAAGGUAACUACAGUCACAGCAAGAAGUCACUCGGUGUGCUCAAGGCCGUAGACGAAGACACUGGCAACAACGGAAUGAUCGAAUAUUCUUUGGUGACGACAACAUUCGAACAAAAAUUCCCAUUCACGGUGGACAGCAAGACAGGAGAGUUAUUCGCACAAGGCAUAAUUGACCGAGAAUCCAAGAGCUCUUAUAAAUAUCAAGUUCUUGCAACUGAUUUUGGCGAACCUCAGCUUAAUUCAACAGCCGAUGUCAUCGUUGAAGUUAUUGAUGUAAAUGAUGAGCCACCUCGAUUUUACACAGAUCCAUAUUUGGCUCAUGUGCAAGAAAAUCUGGAUCCUGGACAAAAGGUAACGCAAAUUACAGCCUACGAUUCUGAUUCCGGUAACAAUGGAUUAGUGUUCUAUAAAUUGGGUGUUGGACACAAUAACAAGUUUUACAUUGACAGCAAAGAUGGAACAGUAUGGACUUUAUCUACACUUGAUUAUGAAAAGCAAGCCUUUUAUAACAUGACUGUGAUAGCUUAUGAUCAAGGUACACCUAGUCUGAGCUCCACCGCCAAGUUGUGGGUUACUGUGGCCGAUACAAAUGACGCUGUUCCUGAAUUUUCAAAGGCAGUUUACACCUUGGAAGUUGCAGAAAGUCGCCAACCUGGCGAUACUGUUUUCAAACUGGACGCCGGUAAAGGCGACUUCAAAUAUGCUUUGCUGAAUACUGAUGAAAUCGAUGCCUUCGAUGUCGAUGCCAGCACAGGUGAUAUUCGUCUUGUAAAAGCCCUGGACAGCGUCCAACAGAGUCAUUACAGAUUGCUUGUAGAAGCCUCUGUUGACAGUGAUCCACCGAAAUCAGAUACAGCAGAAGUGAAUAUUAUUGUAGGUACCGGACACGGAGUCAGAUUGUUCCCUAGUCGCUUGUAUGAAGUCACUGUUUUCGAAAAUCGAUUGGCUCCACUUGUUGUGCUUGAUUUGAAUGCUACUGAUGAAAUUGCCCAUAAACCCGUCCUUUAUAGCAUUGUUGGACAUGAUUACAAUGGUCUCUUUGUGAUGGAAGCCGACACCGGACGUCUAACUGUGACUGCCAGCCUGGAUAGGGAAAAAAGAGAUAGAUAUUCCCUAAAAGUUCGAGCCGAGAACGUGGGGCGUCAUAGAUUCGGCAGGGAGAUAAGUAGAUCCGGUCCAAUCCGAUCUACAGACAGUUACCAUCUGGCCUUUGACGAAGCACUUGUCGUGAUUGAAGUAGGAGAUGAAAACGAUAAUGCCCCUGUCUUCGAGGUACAAGGUCGACCGAUAGUGGCGGCCGUUCCCUUGGAAGCUUCCUUUGGAUAUCAAGUUUUAAGAAUAACGGCAAAAGAUGCUGAUAUGGGCUACAACAGUGCUAUCCGCUAUGAAAUUAUCCGUAAACCGGAAGAUGCAUCCACCAAAUUCCACAUCGAUCCUGUGUCCGGCGUGGUCCGAUCCAUGGUCACAUUUGCUUUGGACGGUGGUCGAAUAUAUGGUUUUGAUGUUAAAGCUACUGAUAGGGAAGGCAGUGAGAAUGGACACUCGGCUGUUGCGAAUGUUUUUGUCUACGUUUUACCAGAAACAAAACUGGUUCUUUUUGUUGCUGGACGAACACCCUUGGCCAUUGAACAGCACGUGGACAAGAUAUUAAGUUACUUGAGUAACUUAACUGGAUAUGAUGUGAAAAUGGCUAAAUUAGAACCUCAUCAUGAUGGCGAAUAUGAAGACAGAGAAAGUACUGACUUAUUCUUGUACGCUGUGCACCGAGAUACCAAUGAUAUUGUGGAUACAGAAACACUUUUGAAUGCUUUGGAACAGAGAUCAGAAUUGAUCGUUUCCAAUCUGGACAGUUUCAACAUUCAAAGAAUCCAAGGCGUAUCCGUGCAGGAAAAGAUCAGCCAGAUGGGAACGACAGAAAUCGCCAUCAUAGCUCUGAGCAGUGUCAUAUUUUUAGGAGCAGUUUUAGGAAUCGCUUUACUGUGCUCAUCCUGCAAGAAAAGGAAAGUCCGACGAAGGCACACUUCAUGGGAACAACAGAGGCUUUACAACAUCAAAAAUCCUCUGAUGGGAAAAAGCAUCGGAAAUCCAUAUGGCAGCCGCAGCACGCCGAACGGCACAGUGGACAACAUAAAAGCAGCUUAUGCCAAUGGAGAUCUUUCUGUACCUGACUAUAACGACAGUCUUGGCGACAAUCAGUCUAUGAAAAGGAAUAAUCGAAGAUCACGACAGCAGGUUCCUCCAGAUGGCGCCUCGUCUCUCAACCCUUCCAAUGCCAGUCCAAAAUUCGAAAAGUACAAUAAAAACGACAGUCAGUGGUAUGAUAUGAGGGACGGAGCGGACUCCAUGUAGAGCUUCUGGUUUCUCCGGUGCAUCACGAUUUACCAGCUGGUCUUCUCGACGAAAUAAUAAUCCUGUAACUGAAUUGUAACGAGUCUGGAUCUGGAAACAACGAUCCAGAUAUUGAACUCUAAACAAUUAUGGUUCACAAGUGCUAAUGAACUUUGUCAAGACUUGAUCCAAAUUGAGGGCCUAAAAGUCGAUACUGUGAUCUGAACAAGGAACUUACUGAACACUGGCAUUUGUGUUCAAAAUGUGCCGUAGCUUGUGAAUAGACUUUGAUUCCAAAGACGUACGGCGCCAUGCUCAACAACCUUGAUUCAUCACAAUAAGCUCUUAGUCAAAACAUGUAGAUGUGUCAAUAGUUCAAUAUAAAUAUUUGGACACUGAAUUGAAACUUUUGAGAUGUCUACAACAGAGAAACUUAUACCUCUUAAACGUGAGUUCAGCAUAGUUUGAAGCCAACUAACCCCAAAUCACGAAUGCUUUAUCAACACUGCUCACUAAUAUGGAGAAUAAGAGAGGAUUUGUUAUAUCCAUUUUAUGAAAACCGAAGUAGUUUUUAUAUGCAUAAGAAAGAGAAUUUUAUCACGCUCAUUUUUAAUGGGAAUUAUCAGCUUGAAUUUGUGUGUCAUUGUUUGCGCACGUUUUUUUUUUUUUUUUUUUUUUAAGGCAGAUGAUACUUAACAUUCCAUUUUUCUGAUUGGUGUCUUUAACGUUUGUUUGUAUCUAUCAGUUUCUAUUGUGUUUUUCUUUUGUUUGUACUGGAUACUUAAGAAAUUGAGGUAGCUUAUUUAUAACAAAUCCGAUUUUGUUUAAGUAAUAUUUUGUUACAAAAUUAAAAAUCAUUUUUAAUCAUUCCGAUACUAUCUUUUAUCUACUUUUCUACUUAAUUUUUUAUUUGAUUUAUCAUUUUAAAAGCAUUUUACUACAACUUUUUUGUAAACUUAUUUUUAAAGAAAUAAGAAAAUGAAAAAAUCAUUACAGUUUUAUUUAAUAACGAUUUUUUUUUACAUUUUCAUUGUUUUUACUUAUUUAUUUAAGUGUACUUAGUGGCCAAUACUUAAUGUUUUUAUGUCUUUUUUUACUUUUUUACUUUUUUUUCGUACUUAAGAGAAUGGAUUAUUUAUUAGAGACGUUUUAGCCCUUUUUAAAACUAUGCGUACAUCUAACAAACCAGAAUAACAUAGCCUAAAUAUUUCCCUAGAAGAAAAGAGGAAAUUCUUAAGCUUAAAUAAAUAAAGUCAUAUUUGUUUUAUACAGGUUUAUUACUGUAAGUAUAAAUGUGCAAGAAGAAUGGAAACGCUGUGUACAAUAUAUAUUUAAAUACUCUGUUAUGAAUAUGACUUUGUCAAUGAAAGAUUCUUGUAAAUAUAGACUAAUGAAAAUAAAGGAUUUAUUGAAAUA